Neogale vison (American mink) is the source of this 3888-nucleotide messenger RNA. RefSeq names its product ankyrin repeat domain-containing protein 26-like. The transcript is spliced from 32 exons. Lineage: Eukaryota; Metazoa; Chordata; Mammalia; Carnivora; Mustelidae. The record is from RefSeq and is a predicted model, not a curated record. Bases 1 to 3807 code for a protein of 1268 amino acids.
AUGGAUAAGGGACUACAAAAGGAGCUAUCAGAAACAAAAGAAAUGAUAUCUAAGUUGGAGCUUCAAAAAGUAGAAUGGGAGCAUGAACUCUGCAGUUUGAGAUUAACUUUAAAACAAGAAAAACAAAAAAGAAGAAACGCUGAAAUGUUAUAUGAAAAGAUUCAGGAGCAACUAACAAAAAGAGAAGAGCAGUAUAAGAAAGAAGUUGAAAUAAAACAAGAACUUGAUUUUAAGCUUAGAGCACUAGAUGCAGAAUUGAGGAAUGUAAGAAAUAAUUUCAAUCAGGUUGUGGAAGAACGGUAUUAUACUGAAAAACAACUUUGUCGAGAACAGGAUGCCAGAAUAUUACAAGAUGGAAUUCUAAAGAAUCACCUUUGCAAACAAGAGGAGAUAGAAGUUGCUGUGAGACAACUUCAAGAAGAACUGGCCAAUACCCUAAAAAAACCAUCUAUGUCAGAGGCUUCACUGGAGGUGACAUCACGUUGUCGUAUGAAUUUAGAAGAUGAGGUAAAAGACUUAAAGGAAAAACUGGCUCAGAGUAUGAAUCAGGUUGAUGAUCUUACAGCAAAACUGGAAACUAUGUCUUCAAGAAACCAGGUUCUUAUUCAGGAGUUAUCAUCUAUGAAAGAAAUACAGAUGAAAUGUGAAAAGCUAGAGAAGAAUAAAAAGAAGUUGGAACAACAAGAAGUAAACCUCAGAAGUUGUGUAGAAGGCAACGUGACGCAAGUAGCAUUUCAAGAAAGCGUAGCACAGUUAAGAGAAAAUAAUAAUGCUUCAGUAAGAAGUCAAAUGGAACUCAGAAUUAAAGAGCUGGAAUUUGAAUUAUCCAAAAUGAAAAGUUUUCAAGACGUUACUAAAACAGAAUUGGACAUAUACAAGCAUCUCUACCUAGAAGAAGUAACACAUCGAAUGUCAUUGACAAAUGAACUGAACAAGACUAGUGAGAGGCUGGCAGAGACCAGUACCAAACUUCUGGUGGAGAAACAGCAAAAGCAAACUUUGCUUGACACUAUUAAUAUGAGGCCAGCCCUACAUCUGCCUUAUGGUAGAAAUGUUAAUAAUAGUUCACUAUUCAAUAGAAAUGUUGCUCUAAGAGAAAACGUGGUGGUUCCUACCUCAAACUCAUGGCGUUCAAGUAAUGACAUUGAGACUUUCUUGUUCAAGAGUAAUUUGGAGAGUCUCCCAGAGACCUACCUUGAUCAUUUAUCUGGGAAUGCAGAUCAGAAAGGGGCAAGUACAUUAAAUGAGAAAGUAGAAGCUUCUCCAGGAAAAUAUUCCUACGUGAAGGCUGCUGUGGAGGGGAAAUCUUGUAUUCCUAAUCGGCCCAGAGAAAUGGAGGAAAUUAAAGCAUCCCAAUCAGAGUCUCCGGGAGAAUAUUCUUUGUUGAAGCCUCCUGUCGAGGAGAAACGUUCUGGUCCUAAGAAAGGAGGAGAAAUGGAGGAAACACAAACAUCCAAAUCAGCUUCUCCAGGAAAAUAUUCCUACGUGAAGCCUGCUGUGGAGGGGAAAUAUUGUAUUCCUAAUCGGCCCAGAGAAAUGGAGGAAAUUAAAGAAUCCCAAUCAGCUUCUCCAGGAAAAUAUUCCUACGUGAAGCCUGCUGUGGAGGGGAAAUCUUGUAUUCCUAAUCGGCCCAGAGAAAUGGAGGAAAUUAAAGCAUCCCAAUCAGAGUCUCCGGGAGAAUAUUCUUUGUUGAAGCCUCCUGUCGAGGAGAAACGUUCUGGUCCUAAGAAAGGAGGAGAAAUGGAGGAAACACAAACAUCCAAGUCAGAUUUUUCAGCAGAACUAGACUUAGGAAUGACAACAGAAAAAGAGGAAAAAAGUUUUAAUGAAAGUGAAAAUAAACACCUUCAGAUUGAAGAAACGGAGGAGCACCAAAAUGAUGAAGUGGCAGUAUUAGAAAGCAUAUAUUCUUCUUCUGCUGCUGGACUAAUGCAUCCAAAAGGGAGUGGAAAAACUGGUAACAACCUAUGUCCUAUUACAGAAAAUGAAGAAUCUAAUGGUGAUCCUGCUUUGGAUAUAAAAAAAGGAAGGGCCAAGGAUAAAGGAAAACAAACAUCAAAAGAAUCUGUGAUUACAUCAAGGUUUGAGAAAGCCCCUUGUCUAACUUCUUGUCCUCUGCAAAUGAAUAAUGACAGCACUUCAAGUGGAACCGAUCAGGAUGAAGGAAGAUCUUCAAAGAAAACAUCUAGUGACAAGGAAGAGGUCAAAAAACAAAUUGAUUCUAUGGAUGACUUCGGUGUCUUAACUCUGUCAUCUGAAACAAUUUUGGAGGGUUUCCACAUGCCUGACUCUAAUCAUAUGAUUUGCAUGUCGCUAAUUGAACAGCAUGCCAUGGAUUGUAAAGAUUCUGUCAGUUUAUUGAAAAUCCAGCAUGCGGUUCUUUCAUAUGAAAGAUUAAUAGAACUUAUAAAAUAUCACUGUGGACAACUUAAAAGAAAAAAUAAAAAAAUGGAAAAUAUGGCUAAGGGACUACAAAAGGAGCUAUCAGAAACAAAAGAAAUGAUAUCUAAGUUGGAGCUUCAAAAAGUAGAAUGGGAGCAUGAACUCUGCAGUUUGAGAUUAACUUUAAAACAAGAAAAACAAAAAAGAAGAAACGCUGAAAUGUUAUAUGAAAAGAUUCAGGAGCAACUAACAAAAAGAGAAGAGCAGUAUAAGAAAGAAGUUGAAAUAAAACAAGAACUUGAUUUUAAGCUUAGAGCACUAGAUGCGGAAUUGAGGAAUGUAAGAAAUAAUUUCAAUCAGGUUGUGGAAGAACGGUAUUAUACUGAAAAACAACUUUGUCGAGAACAGGAUGCCAGAAUAUUACAAGAUGGAAUUCUAAAGAAUCACCUUUGCAAACAAGAGGAGAUAGAAGUUGCUGUGAGACAACUUCAAGAAGAACUGGCCAAUACCCUAAAAAAACUAUCUAUGUCAGAGGCUUCACUGGAGGUGACAUCACGUUGUCCUAUGAAUUUAGAAGAUGAGGUAAAAGACUUAAAGGAAAAACUGGCUCAGAGUAGGAAUCAGGUUGAUGAUCUUACAGCAAAACUGGAAACUAUGUCUUCAAGAAACCAGGUUCUUAUUCAGGAGUUAUCAUCUAUGAAAGAAAUACAGAUGAAAUGUGAAAAGCUAGAGAAGAAUAAAAAGAAGUUGGAACAACAAGAAGUAAACCUCAGAAGUUGUGUAGAAGGCAACGUGACGCAAGUAGCAUUUCAAGAAAGCGUAGCACAGUUAAGAGAAAAUAAUAAUGCUUCAGUAAGAAGUCAAAUGGAACUCAGAAUUAAAGAGCUGGAAUUUGAAUUAUCCAAAAUGAAAAGUUUUCAAGACGUUACUAAAACAGAAUUGGACAUAUACAAGCAUCUCUACCUAGAAGAAGUAACACAUCGAAUGUCAUUGACAAAUGAACUGAACAAGACUAGUGAGAGGCUGGCCGAGACCAGUACCAAACUUCUGGUGGAGAAACAGCAAAAGCAAACUUUGCUUGACACUAUUAAUAUGAGGCCAGCCCUAGAUCUGCCUUAUGGUAGAAAUGUUAAUAAUAGUUCACUAUUCAAUAGAAAUGUUGCUCUAAGAGAAAACGUGGUGGUUCCUACCUCAAACUCAUGGCGUUCAAGUAAUGACAUUGAGACUUUCUUGUUCAAGAGGCAGCAAGAGUUGGAAAAAAAUAUAACUAGAGAACUAGAAGAAGGUGCUGCUGAAUUUGAAUCAGGCUCAUCUGGUGGGACCACCUAUUUAGAAUCUACUUUUGAAAGUCAUAUAAAUUGUGAUGACGUACUGAAAUCACACAGAGAAUACUCAGAGUUUCUGAAGAAAAAGUAUAGCAUCUGAAACAUAAAUAGUAGAAAUUUAUUUACUGGAUGUUUAUACAACAUUUUAAUAGUUUCCUAUUAAAUGGAUGAUAUGCAAAAA